GUCUCUCAUCCCUCCAUCCCUCAUCCUUGUCUCCUCUCUUCUUUCUUCUCAUCACUCUCCUCCUCUCCAUCCUCCCACGCCGCCGACAGGCUCUAUUCACACUGGGCUUCCUCUCCAAGAUCGGCCUCGGCAAGCGCGAGGACGCGCCGCCCAAGCCCCCCACCACCAAGUCCUCCUCGUCCAAGGACAAGCGCCGUUCGCGCCCCCACACGCCUGCCUCGGGCUCGCAGACCCCCGCCCCCCGCUCAGACUUCCACGCCUCAGCACUCGCCGCCGCCUCCGCAGGGAUGAAGUACGAACGCCAGAUCGACGAGACGACCGACCUGUCCACCCUCACGGACCAGGAGAUCAUGCGUCUCAUGGAGGGCAUGGAUGCCAGUGUGAUGAACAAGCCUUUAAUCACCGGCCCCGUCCACCUCCUCGCCAUCAAGGGCGAGUACCUCAACGGCUCGGCCGAGGUGCUCCGCAAGCUCGAGUGGCUGCAAGACAACGGGUGGGACCAAGUGUGGCGUGCGCGCGGUGACGGCGACUGCUUUUACCGAUCCUUUACACUCGCAUACCUCCUGCGCAUUCUUUACGCGCCGUCGCGGACCGACGACGCCUCGCGCGCCCUCAAAGCCGUGCACGACACGAUGCCGAUGAUGGCGUCUGUCGGCUUCCAACAGGAUCUGGUGGACGAGUUCGUCGAGCCGCUGAUCAGCGUGAUCUCGACCUUUGUCUCCCAGCCGGCCGGGAGCGAGCCGACCGAGUUCUCGAUCCUCGAGGUCCUGCAAGACGCCGAGAAGAGCAACUCGAUCGUCGUCGCCCUGCGCCUCAUGACCGCCGCGUACAUCCGCACCCACCCCGACGACUUUGCGCCCUUCCUCUUCUCGCCGGCCACGCUCGAGCCCGUGACGCCCGAGCAGUUCUGCCGCGAAGAGGUCGAGCCGUGCGGCAAAGAAGCCGACCACGCGCAAAUCAUGGCGCUUGCCGCCGCACUCGCCGUCCCCAUCCGCGUCGCGUACCUCGACCGAUCCGAGGUCAGCAGCGACGUCAUCAACUGGGUCGAGUUUGGCGGCGCCGCCGCCGCCGACGAGAGCAGGCCCCUCACACUCCUCUACCGGCCCGGGCAUUUCGACGUCGUCACCAAGGAUCAGAUGGGCGAGGUCCUCGCGAGAGAUAGCGAUAAUGGCGCACACGCCGCCGGGCCCUCUGCAUCGCAGGCGGGUCCUUCUGGGUCGCAGGUGGGGUAUUCCGACUCGCAGGCCGGACCAUCUGGCUCGCCAACAGAACACGCCGCGGAGCCCUCCAGUUCAGCGCCCCUGCACACGGAAUCCAAAUCUCUUCAAGAGCAGAGCGCUGCUGCCAUCCUGCCGUCUGAGACCGCACCCAACCACGCUGAGGCCCCCGCAUCUGCCGAGGCCCCUCCUCCUGUCCCCCCGCCCCCUGCUGCAUUCCAGCCGAAUGCGCAAUGACCCUCCCCUCAGAUCUGAAAUGUCUUCCGCGUAGAGUUCCAGCGAGUUAGAGAUUGGACAAGUAAACGUAGAAGUGACGGAUGGCAAUAGUGUGUACAUGUCUAGAUGGUGACGCUGCGCAUAGCCAGCACCUCCAUGAACC
Messenger RNA from Cutaneotrichosporon oleaginosum, 1596 nucleotides. RefSeq lists its product as uncharacterized. Gene Ontology annotation, biological process: protein K48-linked deubiquitination. Lineage: Eukaryota; Fungi; Basidiomycota; Tremellomycetes; Trichosporonales; Trichosporonaceae. Gene Ontology annotation, cellular component: nucleus. The record is from RefSeq and is a predicted model, not a curated record. Gene Ontology annotation, molecular function: cysteine-type deubiquitinase activity; ubiquitin binding.